AUGGUGCUGCCGUCGAUCCGCGUGGGGCACUCGGGUGGCGGCGCGUUUGAGAGCCUCGCGAGCGACGCGGUCGAGGAGAAGAAAAAGCUCACGCUGGGCGUGUGCGUUAUGGAGAAGAAGGUAGGCGGACGGGGGAGAGUGGGGGCCCGUUCCUCUUCCAUCAUCCAAUUCCCCCCAUCCCCUUCCGCCCCGCUUCCACCAUCCCCGUUUGGCCACCCCCAUUGUACCACGCCCCUUGCAGUCCCGUCGCGCUCGUCCCCCAUGACGGCAAUUCUUGACCGCCUGCGCAUGUUCGGCGAGGUGGAGGUGAGGCCUGGGGGAGGUGAGAUCUGCGGGAGGUGGCCCAUAUGCGAUGCGCUAAUCGCCUUCUACUCCACGGGCUUCCCUCUCGCCAAGGCGCAGCAAUACGCCGCCCUGCGCAACUGUGCGCACUCUAUUGUGACUUCCUUCAACUCGCAUUUUUUCCAUUGCUCCUUUGUCUCUCUCCCACUCUCCCACUCUCCCUCUCUCCCAUCUAUCCCAUCCCUCCCUUCCCUCCCAUCUCUCCCCGCCCUUCUCGCGCUGCUCCUGCACGGCAGGCCUUAUCUGGUGAACGAGUUGGAGCCGCAGUGGCUGCUGCAUGACAGGAGGAAGGUGUACGCGAAGCUGGAGGAGCACGGGCUGAUGAUGCCCACGUACGCCAUAGUGAACCGCGAGGGCGAGGGGGAGGGAGCGGAGGAGGAGUUUGAGGAGGAGGAGGACUACGUGGUCAUCGCGGGCAAGCGCAUCAACAAGCCCUUUGUGGAGAAGCCCGUUGAUGGUGGGCGCAUGGGCGCUCGCUGCGACGACCACAGUGUGAUGAUUUACUACCCCAGCUCCGCAGGGGGCGGCAUGAAAGAGCUCUUCAGGAAGUACCACCACCUCUCUCUCCGCUCUGCCAUCUCUCGCCUCUCCUGGAAGGUGGGCAACCGCUCCAGUGAGUUCCACCCGGAUGUGCGCCAUGUGGGCAACCGCUCCAGUGAGUUCCACCCGGACGUGCGCCAUGUGAGGCGCCACGGCUCCUACAUCUAUGAGGAGUUCCUCCCCACAGGCAAGCUCUCAGCGCUAGCAUUAGAUCUACCACUAGGAGCUUGCUGCUGCCGAUCGAAUCCAUCCGUCCAUUUCCUAGCUGCGCCAUGGGGCACGGACGUGAAGGUGUACACGGUGGGGCCGGACUAUGCGCAUGCAGAGGCACGCAAGUCACCCGUGGUGGACGGCGUCGUCAUGCGCAGCGCCGACGGCAAGGAGAUCCGCUACCCGGUGCUGCUCACCCCAACGGAGAAGGAGAUGGCACGAGUCAUCUGUCUUGCCUUCGGCCAGGCUGUGUGUGGCUUUGACCUGCUGCGAUCGCACGGCCGCUCCUUCGUGUGCGAUGUCAACGGCUGGAGCUUUGUCAAGAACUCCACCAAGUACUACGACGAUGCAGCGUGUGUGUUACGAAGCAUGCUGCUGCGCGCCGUGGCUCCGCACCUCUACUCGCCUCUCCCCGUGCGCCUGCCGUGGUCCUCCGGACCCGACGCAGCAGCAGUGGACGGCACGACAUCGCCGGAUUACGAGCGCACGCUCACCAGCGUGAGCAGCUUCAACAGCGUUCACACGUUCGGCACGCGGGAGGAGCUGCGCUGCGUCAUUGCCGUCAUCCGCCAUGGUGACCGCACGCCAAAGCAGAAGGUGAAGCUGGUGGUGACGCAGGAGCGGCUGCUGAAGCUCAUGCUCAAAUACAACGGCGGCAAGCCCCGCUCUGAGGCGAAGCUGAAGAGUGCCGUGCAGCUGCAGGACCUGCUGGACGCCCUGCGCGCACUUGUGCCACAUCAGAGGGACGGCAGUGACAGCGAGACAGAGGACUUUGAGAAUGCGGAGAAGCUGAGGCACGUGAAGGCCGUGCUGGAGGAGGGAGGGCACUUCUCGGGCAUAUACCGCAAGGCGCAGCUGAAGCCGCAGAAGUGGGAGCGUGUGCAGCGGAGGGACAGCAGUGGGGGCGAGGUGGAGGUGGACGAGCCCACGGAGGCCCUCAUGGUGCUCAAAUACGGCGGCGUGCUCACCCACGCUGGCAGGGCACAGGCGGAGCAUCUGGGUCGAGCAUUUCGAGAAGCCAUGUAUCCUGACGAAAUGGGGUCGAAUGGAACAGGGCUGCUGCGGCUGCACAGCACGUACCGCCACGAUCUCAAGAUCUACAGCUCCGAUGAGGGCCGCGUGCAGAUGUCAGCAGCAGCGUUCAUCAAAGGUCUGUUGGACCUGGAGGGGCAGCUCACGCCUAUCCUGGUUAGUCUGGUGAGCAAGGACUCGCCCAUGCUUGACGGGCUCGACUCCGCCUCCAUUGAAAUGGAGCAUGCCAAGCGCAAGCUGGGUGAGAUGAUGACGACCAACGACCCGCCUGUGCUCUCGCCCACGCACGGCCAGCCCCCCGCGGCUCUCAGCCCGCGCCGGCCCUCUCAGUCGCGCUCGCACUCGCGCAGCAGCAGCAGCAGCAGCCACGGCGGGUCGUCAGCGCAGCUGGCUGGCCCGUGGAUGACAGACGCGCCCUGGCUUCCUGACCGCCCCCUCAGCAAGCUGCACAAGCUGGUGGAGCUGAUAAAGGCGCUGGCAGCACACGCCAAGGAGAAGUGCCGAGAGGACGACGUGGACGGCGCACUGGAGGCCAAGGUCGAGGAAGCUGUCAAGAAGCUUCGCAUCGUGCCCGUGCCGCCACAGCACAAGGCCGGGGCGGGGGAGCAGCAGCAGAAGGGUGCGGGGGAGCAGCAGGGCGGGGCGCAGCAGCAGGGGGGAGGGAAACAGAAGGCGGUGCCGUAUGAUGGCACGGUGCUGGGGAAGGCACGGUUUGAUGAGAGCCGCAUUGCCGCCGGGCUGCCGUGCGGUACGGAGGAGUUUCUGCUCAUCUUUGCGCGGUGGAAGAAGCUUGAGCGCGAUAUUUACAAUCCGCGAAAGGAUCGCUUCAACAUCAGCAAGAUCCCCGACGUCUACGACUCUGCCAAGUACGACCUGGUGCACAAUCGGCAUCUGGGCCUCAAGGGGCUGGACGAGCUCUACCUGCUCGCCAAGGCACGCUCCUUGCCCGAGAUGGCGAAUGGCGUCAUUCCCAAUGAGUACGGCAUCACGCCGUACAGCAAGCUCAAGAUCGGGGCCAAGGUGGCACAGCGACUGCUGGGAAAGAUUCUGAUUGAUUUACACAACCAGAGCGUGCCUGUGCCUGCAGCACUAAAGUCUCCGUCCCUCCCCUCCCACCCCUCUCUUCCCCAGGUGGCACGGCGGCUGCUGGGAAAGAUGCUGAUCGAUCUGCACAACACGCGGGACGAGGCGGUGGCGGUGGGGCAGGCCAUGCAGCAGCACCGGCAGAGCCUGAGGGAGCAGCGAGCCGCAGCGGUGGCGGCAGCGGUGUUCAACCAGGAGCAGCAGCGGCAGAACCGCCGGUCGUCCGGUGAGGCCAAGCGCCGCUCCGAUGGGCACUCAGAAGGGGACAAUGACGACAGCAACGCUCAGUACCGCUUGGACCCCAAGUGA
Messenger RNA from Closterium sp. NIES-65, 3516 nucleotides. The record is from the annotation of a GenBank genome assembly. Lineage: Eukaryota; Viridiplantae; Streptophyta; Zygnematophyceae; Desmidiales; Closteriaceae.